This is a messenger RNA of Penicillium salamii, 1401 nucleotides long. The record is from the annotation of a GenBank genome assembly. Lineage: Eukaryota; Fungi; Ascomycota; Eurotiomycetes; Eurotiales; Aspergillaceae.
AUGAACACGUGCGAUUUGAAACGGUUCAAGAGGACAAGAAUUAAGAAACGUCCGUGGCUCUUGAAAAUCCGGUCCUCGACGAGCUUUAUUGUCGCAGCUGUCUGGAUGUCCACAUUCACGAUAGUUCCUGUGAUGCCAACAGCGCUCGUAACGCGAGCAGGGAUCGAGUAUAGUGACCGGGAAUAUUGGGUCAGUGUUCUCCUCAUGUCUGAGGCCGGCACGUCUUUGUUAUUUUGUCCCAUAUUCGGCUACUUGGUGGACCGCGGCCGGACACGACGACUUCCCUUUAUCGGGGCGUUGUUAAUACUGACUGGGUGUAUGAUUAUCUUGCAAUUAUCGCAAUCAAUAGCCGGAUUUGUUACCGCGCGUCUGCUCCAAGGUGUUGCAGGUGCACUGGUAGUGGUAGCGGCGUUUGCUCUCAUUGGCGAUGCCGUGCCACAGGAACGCCUUGGUCAAACGAUUGGAUAUCUGGGAUCCGCGAUUGCCUCGGGGUUCCUACUGGGCCCAUUCCUCGGUGGUGUGGUGUACAAUUCUGGUGGGUAUAAUGCGGUUUUUUGGUUUUCAUAUCCUAUUCUCGCACUUGACAUGGUUAUGCGACUGGUACUGGUUGAGAAAAAGGUUGCUGCUCAAUGGGCCGAAUCAAGUGAUGAUUUAGAGUCGGAUCUGGAGACCGAGCCGCGCAUUGCACGAGUCGAGCCACCUGAGCCACAGCAACAGCCGCAACCACGGAGAAGAGGCAUUGUAAUGUUCCGAAUGCUCAAGCGACGCCGAGUGUUCAUAUCAUCGUGGGCACUGCUUGUUCAGGGUCUGUUGCUCUCUGCUUUUGAUGCGACACUACCCAUCUUUGUUGAGACAACAUUUGGAUGGAAUGCGCUCGGCAUGGGGCUGAUCUUCCUGCCGAUGGCGGUACCGGCCUUCUUCGAGCCUCCGUUCGGCUUCAUCACAGAUCGAAUUGGUGCUCGAUGGAUCUCUUUUAGUUGCUUCGUUCUUCUUAUACCCUCCCUUAUCUGUCUCCGGUUUGUCAGCCAGCACUCCAACGAACAAAUCGCUCUAUUAGUCUGCUUGCUGUUCCUCAUUGGGGUAUUCAUUCAUGCUUGCGCGCCGGCGAUGUAUGUCGAGACGCAGCAGGCACUCACGACCAUGGAGCUCGAGAGUCCAGGAAUCCUGGGCCCCAAAGGCGCGGUGGCGCAGGGAUUUGGUUUGCAGAGCAUGUGCCAAUUCGCGGGGAUUUUCUUCGGACCUCUCUGGGGCGGGUUUGUGGAGGUCCGCUUUGGGUGGGGCGCGAUGACUGGAUCUUUGGGAGUUUUGGUAGCGCUCACUGCAAUGCCGAUGUUAUGGCUGGGAGACGGUGGAGAGAGUGGGGAGAAUGAGGAAGAGAGAGGCGAGGGAGCUCGAGAAUAA